Molecule: messenger RNA, 4081 nt
Organism: Varanus komodoensis (Komodo dragon)
Lineage: Eukaryota; Metazoa; Chordata; Lepidosauria; Squamata; Varanidae
Gene: PCOLCE2
Product: procollagen C-endopeptidase enhancer 2
Exons: 8
Coding region: 279-1628 (449 amino acids)
Molecular function (GO): protein binding
Source: RefSeq, a predicted model, not a curated record
GGAAUAUUGUCCAUGGGGUCAUGAUGGGUCUGGCACGACUUUGCAACUAAACAACAACAACAAUAACAGUAUAGCAGCAGCAACAUAAAAAUAUUUUCCUGUAACAUGUUACCUGAACCAGCUGCAGAAUCACCUUGGUGUAAUGUGUGUAUGUGCUUGUGCGUGAUGGCCCUAUGAAGUUCUGCCUGAAAUCUAGCAACUCCCUUCACAGAUGAAAUAUUCCCUUCUUUCGCAAUGCUAGAGAUCUAACUAAUCCAUAAUAAGUUUGUAUAUCACAGAUGUUAGCACUUUCAGGCAACAUAUUGUAUUACAUUUUAAAUAGAUACAGAUAUUUUAGUUGCUUUUUGCAGAUGCUAUGUACAUUUUUAAUAGUCUUCUGUCCAGGUUUUAUAAUACUAAUAAUAAUACACUUGUUUUAUUUUUAUUUAUUUAUUUUGUAUCCCAGGUCAUUUAAAUGUGGUGGAAUUCUUAUGGGAGCAUCGGGGUAUAUUGGGAGUGAAGGAUUUCCAGGAGUCUACCCUCCAAACAGCAAAUGUACUUGGAAAAUUACAGUUCCUGAAGGAAAAGUGGUUGUUCUUUCCUUUAGAUUCAUAGAUUUGGAAAGUGAUAAUUUGUGCAGAUAUGAUUUUGUGGAUGUGUACAAUGGCCACACAAAUGGACAGCGCCUUGGCAGGUUCUGUGGCACAUUGAGACCAGGUGCUCUUGUGGCCAACAGCAAUAAAAUGUUGGUGCAAAUGAUUUCAGAUGCCAAUACAGCUGGAAAUGGCUUCGUUGCAAAGUUUUCUGCAGCAGAACCACAUGAAAGAGCAUUAUGCUGUAUAUUUGCAGGAGACCAGUAUUGUGGUGGACGACUAAAUAAGCCUUCUGGAUCCUUUAAAACUCCCAAUUGGCCUGAUCGAGAUUACCCUGCAGGAGUGACCUGUUCGUGGCACAUUGUAGCUCCAAAAAAUCAGCUAAUAGAGUUAAACUUUGAAAAAUUUGAUGUGGAGAGAGAUAACUACUGCAGAUAUGACUAUGUGGCGGUGUUUAAUGGUGGCGAGAUUAAUGAUGCUAGGAGAAUUGGGAAAUACUGUGGAGACAGUCCACCAGCACCUAUUACUUCUGAGAGGAAUGAGUUGCUAGUUCAGUUUUUAUCUGAUUUAAGUUUAACUGCUGAUGGCUUUAUCGGUCACUACAAAUUCAGACCCAAAAGGAUACCCACAACCACAUCACCAACCACUGCUAGAACUCUCCCUGCCACUACAACCUUGAAGCCGACAGUUGCCCUGUGCCAGCAAAAAUGCCGAAGGAGUGGAACUCUUGAGAGCAAUUACUGUUCAAGUAACUUUGUAAUAACUGGAUCUGUUAUCACAACAAACAUCAGAGGUGGAAGCUUACAUGCAACAAUAUCAAUUAUUAAUGUGUACAAGGAAGGAAAUUUAGCAAUCCAGCAAGCAGGCAAAAAUAUGAGUACAAAGAUUGUUGUUGUCUGUAAACAGUGCCCUCUUAUCAGAAGAGGUCUAAAUUAUGUAAUCAUGGGCCAGGUAGAGGAGGAUGGCAGGGGUAAAAUCCUGCCCAGCAGCUUUACAAUGACUUUCAAGACUAAGAACCAAAAGAUCCUGAAUGUCUUGAAAAACAAGCAAUGUUGAAAUGUGAUUUAUAAAUUUUUAUUUUUGUAGCUUUGCCCCAUCAUCUUUCCUCUAGAAUUUCUUUACACAAACAAGUUGAAGAAAUUGUCCUUUCUGAGCAGGUGGUAUACUUUCUAGAUUUUUUCACUGUAACGCCUAUUGACUGAUGUUGCAAAUAUUAAAAGAAAAAUAACUUUGAAUGUCAUAUUUCCAAACUUUCCAUCGCACCAGCCAGCCUGAAACAUACAUAGGGCUGGAUCUAGGGUAUGUCCCAUUGAUGGAAGGACUCCUUUCAUGGAAGGCCUUUGCCCACUUUUGGGAAAUGCCUUGUACCAUAGUUUGCCCUGUUCAAUAGGACCUUCCCUAUGUAGAAUUUCCAGAGGACGUAGGUGUUGCCAUGGGGAGAUGAGGAUCAACUUCUGCCAACCGAGUCACACACACAUAAAUCUGACUCUAACCCCAAAUGUCUACUAAACAGAAGUUCUUAAUUUAUACUUAGGAGAAUUUUUUAAAAUGACAGAUGAGGUGAUACAAGUGCAAUAUUUAUAUUAAAACAUUUUAACAGCUUUCUUGUUAAAUUUUAUUAUCUACAUGUAAUAAAAACUUUUUAAAGUUCAUGAUGUACAUAAUUCUUAAUUAGCAAAACAUAAAUAGGCAUUAAGAGUCAGAGAACCUCAACUAUCUCUGCAUAUCAUUUCUGGUUUAGAGCUAACAAUAUUCAAUUCAUAGAGAAUUCUAAUUUAAUGAAGUUUGUAAAUAUAUUUCAGAUUGUGGUCAGGCUGGAAUUUUAAUGCUCUCUGGUCAAAGGCCCAGUUUGCACUUAACACUAGCAAAUCAUGGAUAACUUAUUAAUGAAUUGAAAAGGUUAACCUAACCACAGGCUAACUUUGGGUUAUUUAAUCCACAAAUGACCCAUGGUCCAAAUGACUAAUUUUCCACAUCACACCAAGCCAUCUAAUGAAUAAAUUAUGCAAUGUGGGGUCAUGAAACAGUUGAUACGGCAUUUGAAACAGCUGAUCGUUUGUUCACAUCUUCCUUUUCAGGGGUCAUAUUUCAGAACAUAUACUGCUAUAGUUACUGUAGUUCACUGUCCAUUCUUUUAAAAACCUGCAGAAAUAAACAUGAAUGUAUAGAGGGGAGAAAUAGGAAAUCUGCAUGCAUCUGCAGUAAUGAUGCAGUCCAUUUACUUCCCAGUCACCAAGUAUGUGUAUUUUUCCAGUCCAAAAAAGCUGCACGAGUAUAAUGACAGAAGCAGCAGGACAGAACAAACAAGGCAUCAACAGUAAUUAUACCCUCAAUAGGGUCUUAAUUCAUUCCAUCCUCUGUCACCUGAGGAGUCUUUUAGAACCGUUUGUAAACUUCAAUAAAUACUCAGGGGGAAAAAAAGCCCCCAAAAGAGAUGUGGACUUAGUAUCUCCAUUUCUAGAGUAGCUGUAGUCUCACAAAUACGUUGAAAAGGCAGAAGACACAAAAACUAUUAGUUAAAUCCUUAAAGUGAGAUUAACAAAGAAGAGCACUUUCUUCUUCCUCCCCCUUUUGGUGUAUUUGCUUUUGAUGUUUUUACCCUUCAAACUGCUUUUCAACUGGAAGCAAGGAAAUUGGUUCUUGAAAACUACAAAUUUGCCUGUACACAGUGUCACUAUGCAGUCUUUUUUUUUCUAUUGCACUUUGCCACUCCCUUUGACAGCUGAAACAGACAAGGAAAUAGACCAGGUAAGACUAAACAUUUGCAAAUAACCAACAGAAAUUAUAUUAUUAAAGCAUCCACUGUUGCACUCAUUUCUGGGUUUGAAUUACUGGGGUUUUUUUACAGGCAGUUGACCAGUUACAGUUGUUCCAAAAUGCUGCUUGGACAGCUAUGAAGGACACCUGUGAUGGCACAGGUGAAAUUGCAAAGAGUAGCAGGGGUGGGUCAUUGCUAUUAAUCUAGUAAACAAAAAAUAGUUCUCUCAGGUUUGGACAACUUGGUAACCCAUCACAGAUUGAAUAUACCUUAAAGCAAGCCAAGGAUUGUUAGGGUGGCUUUAUGCCUAAAAAGAAUUCACGCUGUGGAAAGCAGUCUAGGUAGGCAACAGAAUAACCCACCAUACCUGGUCAUCCACAAGUGGGUUGUUGUGUCAUGAAUCUGGUUAUAGUGUCCAGUUUCACACAUUGGGCAAUAAUCUAUGAUCAGAGAUGGAUUAUAGAAAGUAAAAGCAGCUGGCAUGCAAUCCAGCAACUGGUGUCUCUCUCCAUAGUUUACCACCAUUACAUGCAAACUGAGUCAUAGCUAUGUCCUCAAAGUUGCCAUGAGGAAAGAUAAUAAAGAGGCUUCCCAUGUUGAACAAUGUCCAGAAGAGACACUUUGUUUCAGUAGGUAUUAUAUUGUGCCUUAGCAAACCUAGCAAUGAUUGUUGACUUAACUGAUUUUACAAUUUGACAGUUUUACUGGCCCUUGAGACAGGCUGAAAUAAUAAAAAUUAAAUGUUACCAUG